Molecule: messenger RNA, 1168 nt
Organism: Cimex lectularius (bed bug)
Lineage: Eukaryota; Metazoa; Arthropoda; Insecta; Hemiptera; Cimicidae
Product: nitric oxide synthase-interacting protein homolog
Exons: 7
Coding region: 179-1060 (293 amino acids)
Cellular component (GO): nucleus
Molecular function (GO): ubiquitin protein ligase activity
Source: RefSeq, a predicted model, not a curated record
CAAACACUCGGAUUUAAUUUUUAAAAAUGGUUUUAUAGAUUUGAUUUGACUGUAAAAACAGAAAUCGCAGAAAUCGUUCCCCUCUCUGGGCGACUGUUACAUAACCUUAGUCGGGUUGUUUCUUUUCAACUGUUUAUAUUUUUUGGAUUUAAGUUCUUCGAGUUCUUAGUUCGUCCGGAUGACUCGUCACGCGAGAAAUUGCACGGCAGGCGCCGUUUACACCUACCACGAAAAGAAAAAAGAUGCGAACGCGUCUGGCUACGGCACGGAAAAUCGCCGAGUCGGAAAGGAUUCCAUCAAAGAUUUCGAUUCUUGCUGCCUGACGCUCCAGCCUUGUGCCAAUCCGGUCAUUACAACAGAUGGAUAUCUGUUUGACAAAGAGGCGAUACUUCAGUACAUUAUUUCCAAGAAGAAUGAAAUCAGCAGAAAAAUGAAGGAAUAUGAAAAGCAAAAGAAAAAGGAAGAGACUGAAUUGGCUGAACUGGCUGAUGCGGAAUGGCAGUCGAAGGUUGAAAAUUUUCUCAAGACGGAAAAAAACAUUGUGAGCAGUUCUCAUACUUCAUUAUCAAAAGAUAAAGAUAAAAAUGAUGCUUCUGUUUCAAAUAUGGCUGCUGGAAGGGACAAACAACUUCCCAGUUUUUGGAUCCCUUCUAAGACCCCUAAUGUCAAAGCAAAGAAAAUAGAAAAACCUGAUAAAACUGUACUUUGUCCAAUGACGGGGAAACCGUUGAGAAUGAAGGAUUUAAUCGAUGUCAAAUUUACGUUCGUCAAUGAUCCUGACGACAAGAAGUCGCUGAUUUUAAAGUCUAACAGAUACAUGUGCGCAGUUACUCACGACAUUUUGAGCAAUUCAGUCCCCUGCGCUGUUCUCAAGCCUACAGGUCAUGUUGUGACCAUGGAAUGCGUUGAAAAACUCAUCAAGAAGGACAUGAUACACCCGUUGACAGGGGAACCAUUAAAAGAAACUGAUAUAAUACCUAUGCAAAGGGGUGGUACUGGGUAUGCGUACACAAACUCCAACUUGGAAGGGAAAUACGAAAGACCUGUUCUUCAAGCUUAAAAAGAAUUUUUUCGUGUUUGUUCAAACACUUGUAUAUUAUUCAAAUUUAACUUAUUUGGAGUUUUAUUAUAAGCAAGAUUGAUAAUUUAAUUUAAUUAAAUAACAAAU